This is a messenger RNA of Pomacea canaliculata, 3329 nucleotides long. Its product is annotated as ER lumen protein-retaining receptor 2. Lineage: Eukaryota; Metazoa; Mollusca; Gastropoda; Architaenioglossa; Ampullariidae. Gene Ontology annotation, molecular function: ER lumen protein retrieval receptor activity. The record is from RefSeq and is a predicted model, not a curated record. Bases 71 to 709 code for a protein of 212 amino acids. Gene Ontology annotation, biological process: endoplasmic reticulum to Golgi vesicle-mediated transport; protein retention in ER lumen. The transcript has 4 exons. Gene Ontology annotation, cellular component: membrane; cis-Golgi network; endoplasmic reticulum.
CUUUGCGCGCCACGUCCGCAGACGCCAUUGCUGAACGUGGAAUCGUAGCAGACGCACACAGAAGUUCAAGAUGAAUAUUUUCAGGCUUAUUGGGGACAUGUCCCAUCUUUUGGCAAUAAUUUUAUUGUUGCUGAAGAUGUGGAAAACCAGAUCUUGUGCAGGCAUCUCUGGCAAGUCACAAGUUCUGUUUGCCCUAGUAUUCCUGACACGCUACUUGGAUCUGUUUACUACAUUUAUUUCUCCCUACAACACCAUCAUGAAGAUGUUCUUUAUUGCUUCUUCGCUCUUCACUGUGUACCUUAUGUUUGUGAAAUUUAAGGCCACUUAUGAUGCCAACCAUGACACUUUCCGCAUAGAGUUUCUGGUGGUGCCUGUUGGAGGUCUUGCAUUUCUUGUCAACCAUGAGUUUAGUCCAUUGGAGAUUUUGUGGACAUUUUCCAUCUACCUGGAAUCAGUUGCCAUUCUGCCCCAGCUGUUCAUGGUCAGCAAAACAGGUGAAGCAGAGACCAUCACCUCUCACUACCUGUUUGCCCUUGGCUCCUACCGCGCUUUGUACAUUCUCAACUGGGUCUACCGUUACUACUUUGAGGGCUUUUUCGACUUGAUAGCUGUGGUGGCAGGAUGCGUUCAAACAAUUCUCUACUGUGACUUUUUCUACCUCUACAUCACAAAGGUCUUGAAAGGCAAAAAACUGAGCUUACCAGCCUAACGGGUCAGUGAAUGGCUAGGCACCAAUUUCUGGAUGGAUGAGGGUUUCAGUCAGAAACUGCUGCAGUGUUUGCAUGCUUCCAGACUCUGCAGUUGCAGAACUUUUGUGAGACUUUUGGUGAGAGGAACAGACACUGUGGCACUGGUGUUUGUAAAGUGUGGAAUGCUUGUCAACUAUACAUUUGUAUGUAAGGGGUAGGGAACACCUUUGAAUGAGUUUUUCUAUUAAUAUUGUCAUCAACUUGCUUUUCUUUUGCUGUCUGUUGUAGACCCCCUUCUGACUCCUUUUUUUCCCCCACCCCCUCCAAUCAUGAGUUGGUGUUUAUAUUUCCUUUCAGUAUUGCAGAAUAUUAUUAAAGACAAUUUUUUUACCUGUCACUCACUGCACAUAAAUGACAUUCUCAGUAGCAAGCAUGAGUAACAUUCAGUAAUACUUUGUGGGUCACUUUGUAACAAGCAUCCAUUCACCUUGCUUUCACCUGUAGUCUUUUGAGUGUCAUAGAAUCCAAGAAACUUGAUAACAGCACUGCUAACCUGUACUCUUAUGAAACCUACGUUUUCAUUUUUCUUUCACAAGUAGAAAUCUGAAUCAAUCAAUGGUAUUAUUUUGUUUAGGGCCACAUUUUAUUGCCAAGCUAUUUAAAUUAACGGGGCCCAAUCUGCAGCAGCAAGAGUCAUUGACCUGGAUACCAAGAUUUGUUCAAAUUUGUUAACAGGAUCUCCAGUGUAAAACAGAUUAAAAUUUUAUGUCAACAAGUAGCAGAUUUAGAGUGUUUGUCAAACUUGUCAAAAGAUGUCUCCCUAUCAGACCACAUCGCAGGCUUUUGAAACUCUGGCAGUUUUCUGAUCUCACACGAUAAAUAAACAGCUCCUGUUCCUGGUAAUCUCUUCUUUAGCUGCUUCUGUUAAUAAUAAACAAGAUCAUGCUAACUAGCAAAAGGCAGUUUGUCAGAUUUACAGCACAGUAUGCGUCCUACUGAGUACUAGCUAUUUGGCAUUGCUUUUGCUACAGUGGCCAUUUAAUUGUUAAUCAUUUCUCACCAUUUGAAAACAAAACAAAAAAUAACAAACUAAAGAACUGAUUUAUGACAUUAAUAUGGAGGUAUUUUAAUUACUCACCGUGUGAGCAUGUGUGUGUUGGACUUGUAAAAGUGGACGAACCUUGAAAACUGUUUCAGGAUAGCUAAUUUUUAAAUGUUUGCAUUGCAUGCCCUUGCGCUUUUUCAUAUUAUGAAUGUUGCUUUCUCUUAUGCUUGAGUCUUAAGUUAGUGUAGCAUUAGAGUACAUUGAAGAAUAUACAUAUAUGCAUGAAAAUUGUCUGCCAUGUCAUCUGUAAUAAGAUGUGCUUAAUUCAUUGAUAGUUUAAGAUACUGUAAAAGUGUUGUUAGCCAGCAUGACAGUACAACUAGAUUCAUUUGUCCAGCAGACAAAACCAAAAAACAAAAUCUCUUCAGAAGGAUAGUUGUUUUGGAGUUGAAAAUUUACCGUUCUCUCCUCGAAGUGAAUGUUUUUUGUAUUCAGACUUCCUUAAAGUGUUAUGUAUCUCCAAAUGCAUUGUACAUUUGCUGCCACAUUUAAAUUAGUGUGUGGUGCAUAGUAAUACAGGUAUGUUUGUAAAGUACCAUUACUCUAAAUUGGCUGUGCUGACACAGAUCAUUGAGCAUCAAGCUUUAUCCAGGUUCAGUAUAUUUUUGUGUGUGCACUUCUUUUUGUCUUGUAUUACUGUAAUUUGUAGAGUGUUCUUUACACAUCUGUUUAUAUUUAAUGCUACACAGCUGUCAUUAUAUCACUUAAAACCACUAGGGUUUGGGAUGGAACAAUUAGAACUUGAGAAACAUGGGAAUUGUGGUUCUUGCAAGCCAUAGUGUUUUGGAACAGCUGUUUUACUGGUACAUGGAUUAAAUCAGUUAUGAAGAAUUAAAGUACCAUGUCAUUCUUACAGAGAAAAUGUUUUGUGCUAUAAUUUGUUGCGAUCUAACAGAGCUAAUCUUGUGUUUGAUGGCUGCUAACAAGAAUAUACCACUGAGUCUGGCUGAAUUUUAAAGCAAUUUUUAACAGCAUUAAUUUUUGACAACAUGCUUGUGUAAUGUCUUUCCUCCUCUAAAUAUAAUUUAUAAAAUAUAAACAUGAGUACAAUCAUAUCACAAAAUCUUGUACUAGUUUUAUAUUGUUUUCUAGGUGACUGUGAUCACCUUGUCUUCAAACUAAUCUGAAGAUGUAAGACAGAAUUUAAAUUUUGGCUUAUAUCUUAAAGUUCAUCGAGUUACAUUAUUGAUAGUCAUUAUAUCAGCCUGUUUCUCAACAAAAAAAAAAAAAGGAUGUGUGUGAAAGAGAAGCUGUAUAUACCAGUAUGCUAAGGUUCCUGCCUUAAACAUUGUAGAGUUAUAUAUUUUUUUUUUUCGGUUAAUUUGCAUGUUUACCAAAAGCAUUUUGAAAAUCAUUUCCUGCUACAGUUGUCAGAUAAAUAUUUUAGCAUUAUUUUGUUAGUUUUGCACAAAAUGAUGGGUUAUUCAUGCAUGAUAAAGUUGACAGGUGGAAAAAAAAUGUAGAUUCAUCUUGUGUCUUCAUCAGCAUGAUAAAGGCUUCAGAAAGAUAAAUAAAGUUUUAUUUGUAAGAAGGCA